Molecule: messenger RNA, 2614 nt
Organism: Monopterus albus (swamp eel)
Lineage: Eukaryota; Metazoa; Chordata; Actinopteri; Synbranchiformes; Synbranchidae
Gene: ikzf1
Product: IKAROS family zinc finger 1 (Ikaros)
Exons: 8
Coding region: 39-1760 (573 amino acids)
Biological process (GO): regulation of transcription by RNA polymerase II
Molecular function (GO): RNA polymerase II cis-regulatory region sequence-specific DNA binding; DNA-binding transcription factor activity
Source: RefSeq, a predicted model, not a curated record
GCAAGCAAAAUGCCUCAGUCGAGCUCAGAGACAUAGUCAUGUUGGGCUGGAACGAGGAAGUGCAGUGGAGAGGGGAGGGACUCAGGGCGCAGCUCCAUGGGGCCGCCGCGGGGCUGCGACCUUCUGCACAUGGAGCCGGGGAGAGUUGGAAGAACUUCAUACUGCAAACUCAAGGAAUAGCAGAAUACUUGCACCGCAUGGAGACAGAGGAGGCUCAGGAAAUGGCCCAGAUGCCAGGCAGAGACAGCCUGCCCACCAACGAGGCGUCUGAGGAGGCGGAGGAGCCCAUGGCCGUCCCUGAGGACCUGUCAGCCAGCUCUGCCCACCAGCAGAACAAGAGAGGAGACAAAGCCUGUAACAUUAAAGUUGAGGCUCGCAGUGAUGAGGAGAAUGCGCUGGCCUGUGACAUGAAUGGCGUGGAGGAGGAGGAGUGCGCGGAAGACUUGCGCGUGAUCGAUGCCUCAGGGGCCAAGGUGAACGGCUCACAGCCGAGCCCUGAAGCCAAGGCCUUCUCCUCAGCCGGCGGUAUCCGGCUGCCCAACGGGAAGCUCAAGUGCGAUAUCUGUGGGAUAGUUUGCAUUGGUCCCAAUGUGUUGAUGGUGCACAAGCGAAGCCACACUGGAGAGCGCCCUUUCCAGUGCAGCCAGUGCGGUGCCUCUUUCACACAGAAGGGUAACCUGCUGCGUCACAUCAAGCUGCAUUCAGGGGAGAAACCCUUCAAGUGUCACCUGUGCAGCUACGCCUGUCGCAGGAGGGAUGCCCUGACCGGCCACUUACGCACCCAUUCAGUAGGAAAACCCCACAAGUGUGCUUACUGUGGGCGGAGUUACAAGCAGCGCAGCUCCCUCGAAGAGCACAAGGAGAGGUGUCACAACUACCUCCAGUGUAUGGGGCUGCAGAAUAGCAUCUACACAGUAGUAAAGGAAGAAAGCAACCAGAAUGAGCAGAGGGAAGACUUAAGCCAGACGGGAUCUGACAGAGCCUUGGUGCUAGACAGACUAGCUAAUAAUGUAGCUAAACGUAAGAGCACUAUGCCACAGAAGUUUGUGGGUGACAAACGUCUGUCGGACCUGUCCUAUGACGGAGCAGCAGGUGAGCUGAUUCAGCCCCAUGUCAUCGACCAGGCCAUCAACAGCGCCAUCAGCUACCUGGGGGCCGAGUCGCUCCGGCCUUUGGUCCAGACCUCUCCGGCCUCCUCUACAGAUGUGGGUCUCAGCUCAAUUUACCCUCUGCACAAGCCUGCACCCGAGGGCCAUGCUGGGACGGGCCACAGUCUGUCAGCCAAAGAUAGUGCAGCUGAGAACCUGCUGCUGCUCUCCAACUCCAAGUCUGCCUGCAGCGAGAAGGACGGCUCGCCCAGCCAGAGCGGCCAGGACUCCACUGACACUGAGAGCAACAACGGGGAUCGUCCAGGAGGGGCGGCCCCUGGUCUCAUCUACCUGACCAACCACAUCAACUCGGGGGUGAGGAACGGUGUGCUACCUCUGGUGAAGGAGGAACAGCAGAGGCAGUACGAGGUCAUCCGGUCUAGCUUGGAGAUGGCCUCCGAGGGCUUCAAGGUGGUGACAGCAGACGGGGAACAAGUGAGGGCUCACCGGUGCGAGCACUGUCGCAUCCUCUUCCUGGACCACGUCAUGUACACCAUUCACAUGGGCUGCCAUGGCUUCAGAGACCCCUUCGAGUGCAACCUCUGCGGCCACCGGAGCCAAGACCGAUACGAGUUCUCUUCUCACAUAACACGAGGGGAGCAUCGCUACUGAACCUCCAUCAGCCAGAGAACACACUUGCUUUCACACAGACAGGAGUAUAUAGAGAAAACAUGCACACACACACUCACUCAGCUCUAUAAAUAAGUGCAUAGAAAUACAAAAUGUAAAAUACACUGUUGAUGUCUGAGGGUUGUGUUUUUAUACAAAGUGAGCAUGUUUAUUGAACACAGAUAAAUGUAUGCAAUUAUUUAAAAAACAAAAAGUGUUGUGCAGUGAAGACAACACAGCAGUUACUGUGCUGCAUCUUAUAUAGGUUUGAAACCAUAUAUUUACAGUUACCACAUGUAUAAAAUGUACAAUUGUGACCUUUCUUUUGGAAAACCAGGCAGAAAACCUUCUCUGGAUGCAAAAUAGAAAAGAUUUACAUCCUUUCAUGUACAAAUCUCUGUAAUGAAGUGUCUGCAACAUCAGUUAGAGGUCCUUUUCUGCAGCUGUUUCAGUGCAGGAAAACUCACUUUAACAUUGGCUUUAAAUACAAUCAAUAAAAAUGUAACAGUCCGUGUAGAUAGCGCCACAUUUUUUUCAAAAGUUUAAACCUGUUCUUGUAAUAACCUACAUAUUAUUUAUAUCACAUUUACACCCAGUCGGUUUUUGUAUUUAUUACAGUGAUUGUUGUUUGUCUGUAUGGUAGUUAAGAAAGCUGCAUUUCUUUCUGUUCAACUGUCUUUAAUGUAUCUGAGGUGAAAAACAUGACUGCUGCUGGAAGCUAUUUUUUUGGUUUUAUCAUAAGAAAAUGUUAUUCUGGUUUUAUAUCUAAUGGCUAAAAAUUGUGUCACUCAAAAAAUGAAAAUGAGUCAUUUGACAGAAGCUUUAUGCUUGCAAAAUAUCAAUAAAGGAUAUUUUAU